GGAAGAGGAACUCUCGGAGGUUAUCAUUAGCUUCCAGUUUGGCGGCGCUUUCUCCAAGCGAUAUCUUUCGUGUUCCCACGUGGUUUUGUUAUUGGGCAUGGAGGCGACCGAGGCUUCUGUAGUGGCGACUCCUAAGCCGAGACUAGAGCUCUGUGGGACCUGGAUGGUGGUCAGAGGGGGGACCAAGCUGCUAGCCGCCCGCUAUAAAGAGCCCAGCCAAGAUGAUCUCUUUGUAUAUGAUUGUACCACUGCAGGCAAGAAACCUCAAGAAAACAAAGGAGAGGAUGGAAAAUCAGCAGGUAAAUCAAGUGAUACUAUCCUUGCCUGUGCAUUUUCUUCCUCUGGAACCUAUGUUGCUCUCACGGAUGACCGGAAACGUCUGAUUCUUUUUCGUACUAAACCAUCCUGGGAGUGCCUGAGUGUAAGGCUUGUCACUAGAAGAUGCACCUCCUUGAUUAUAACAACCAUGGAAGAUAAGAUUGUGGUUGCUGACAAAUCUGGAGAUGUCUAUUCUUAUUCAAUAGCAGAACCAGAAAAGACAGGAACAAUUGAACUUGGCCACCUGUCUCUUCUACUGGAUGUGGCUUUGAGUCCUGAUGACCAGUAUAUCCUUACAGCUGAUCGAGAUGAGAAGAUACGAGUUAGUUUGAUGAGAGCACCACAUAACAUUGUCUCCUUCUGUCUGGGACACAGAGAGUUUGUCAGUCGGAUAUUUGUGAUACCAAACUAUCCAGAUCUUCUCUUAUCAGCUUCUGGGGACUGUACACUGAGGCUUUGGGAGUACAAAAGUGGGAAAGAAGUCUAUUGUUGCCAUUUGAAUAGUUUAAAUACAUGUGAUGCCAGUAAAAAUGAGAAGAAAUAUACAGUCUCAAGAACAACCUAUUGUUGUGAAGGAAAUUAUAUUGCCAUUUUAUAUGACUGUAUUCCUACAGUAUCCAUCUUCCAGCUUGAUGCUGAUGCUCAGAAACUCCUUUGCAAACAGCAUAUCUCCUUGAAUCACCAAGGCUGGGACAUUGCAUUUGAGGAGACUGGUGGGCUCUGGAUUCUGCAAGAGGAUAAGCAAACACCACUUCUAUUGUACCAACCUGUGGAUGGACAGUGGCAGUCCGUUAUUGAAGAGAAACAAUUGAUAAAAAUGUCAAAAUACUUUCAUGACAACUGGACAGCAUUUGAAGAUUCCGUUGGCAAAGGAAGCUGCUAUCAGAAUCUUUACAAGGCUUCUUUUGAUAACAUGGCUGUUUACCUGCAAAAGAAAGAAGAAAGACUACAGCAGAAGAAGAAUAAGAGAAAGGAAGUGCAGUGUGAAUCAAAUGGACAGACAAAGAAGGUCAAAACAGAAGGGCCAUCCUUGUGAUUUGGUUAUGACUUACAAAAAGCAUCAAGUAGCUGAUUUGAGAACUUGAAUUUUUCACUGGGACUCAGUGAGUAACAAGCUGAUUUGGUGCCUAUCACAGUAUACCAUCUGAGAAAUACAAGUAUUAAAAGAAUUUAGUUGAUUACUGGGAUGUUAUCCAUCUCAUUGGCAAUUAUGUAUUGUGUACAUCGUUUCUGGUCUUGAACGCCAACUUGGAUGUUAUUGGGUUAUGAUGGCAGGCAUGGCAAGGAGAGGGGCAGGCUGAGAUAUUUCCUUCUCUAAAUCCCGCUGAGAGAUUGUCACAUUUACUUUCUCACAUGUGUUACCAAGUCUUAAUGUGCAUUAGAGGAAUUUGAAAAUAUGGUAGGUGGAGGCCAGCAUAGAGUGCGAUGAUCCUUGUGGUUCUACCAUGAAUUGAAGGGGUAGAAACAUCAUACCAGUGAUAUACUUAUAGAAUCAAAUGAAUAUCAUGCUCUACUGGACCAAUAAUGGAACUGACAACAGGGCAGUCUUCAUGAAGAAAUCUCCAUUUCAUGAUUGAUACCAUAAUGAAGGUAUGGGUUUGCUUAUUAUAAAAAUUAGAUUUUUUUAGUAUAUGGGGAAAAAAUGAUAAAUGCCAAUUUGAAAUCUGAUUUAGACUGUAAGCAACCACCAUAAAAUUUUCUUUUGCUUACUGGAAAGCUUCAAUUUAGUUCUGCUCCAGCACUCCAUGAGAAGCAGUGGUUUUGACAUGCUGUAAAAUGUGUCAACUCAGUGCUAUUAUUUAAAGGAUUUGAUUUCUGGGUGAAAACAGGCGUGUACCCAAGCAAGAACUUGUUGUGUGUUACAACAUAUAUGUACAUAUGGGUUUUUUUCUGUUUUGAAGAUGGAAUAAUUUUUAAAGCUAAGGGAUAAACUAAAUUAUGGUCUGUGAGGACUGAACCAUUACAAGUAAGCAAUCACACUAACUACUUUUCCAUUUGAAAUCAGGGAAACUACUGAGUCUGAACUGAAAAAUUAAAGUAUCAGAAUGGU
Molecule: messenger RNA, 2368 nt
Organism: Heteronotia binoei (common prickly gecko)
Lineage: Eukaryota; Metazoa; Chordata; Lepidosauria; Squamata; Gekkonidae
Gene: WDR4
Product: WD repeat domain 4
Exons: 11
Coding region: 98-1354 (418 amino acids)
Biological process (GO): RNA (guanine-N7)-methylation
Cellular component (GO): tRNA methyltransferase complex; nucleus; cytosol
Molecular function (GO): protein binding; tRNA (guanine(46)-N7)-methyltransferase activity
Source: RefSeq, a predicted model, not a curated record